Molecule: messenger RNA, 1695 nt
Organism: Neltuma alba
Lineage: Eukaryota; Viridiplantae; Streptophyta; Magnoliopsida; Fabales; Fabaceae
Product: pectin acetylesterase 8
Exons: 18
Coding region: 138-1508 (456 amino acids)
Biological process (GO): cell wall organization
Cellular component (GO): plant-type cell wall
Molecular function (GO): pectin acetylesterase activity
Source: RefSeq, a predicted model, not a curated record
AAAUCAGCUCGUCACAUUCCUCUUUCCCAUUCGAGCUUCUUUUAAAGACUUGUCUUGAACUGGGUUUCUUUCCCACAGUUCCCCUAUAUCAACUGGUUGGGCAUCUCAUUCCGCAUUUCCCAUUCAGAAUCUGCAGAAUGGAGAGCGCAAGAAUGAACCAAGUUUUGAAAUUGAAUCUUCUAGUAUUUCUAUUGAUAUUGCUGAAAGCAGAAGGCUUCUUUGUGCCAAUUACUUAUGUUGAGAAUGCAGUAGCGAAAGGAGCUGUUUGUCUGGAUGGGAGUCCGCCGGCUUACCACUUUAGUAAGGGUUUCGGAUCAGGGAUAAACAACUGGCUCAUACACUUUGAGGGAGGUGGAUGGUGCAAUAAUGUCACAACGUGCCUUGCCCGAAAGAGCACUCGCUUAGGUUCAUCUAAGAAAAUGGUCAAGCAGGUUGCCUUCUCUGGAAUUCUAAGCAACAAGGAAAAAUUUAAUCCAGAUUUCUACAAUUGGAAUAAAAUCAAGGUUAGGUAUUGUGAUGGGGCAUCAUUCACUGGUGAUGUGGAAGCAGUGGAUUCGGACACAAAUCUACACUUCAGAGGAGCAAGAGUUUUCGUUGCUGUCAUUGAGGAUUUACUGGCAAAAGGAAUGAAAAAUGCUGAAAAUGCUAUGCUCUCUGGCUGUUCAGCUGGAGCAUUGACCUCUAUAUUGCAUUGUGAUCGCUUUCGAGCUUUGAUACCUGCGGGUGCUAAAGUGAAAUGUCUUUCAGAUGCUGGUUACUUCAUUAAUACAAAGGAUGUCUCAGGAGCGCAACACAUUGAACAGUUUUACAGUCAAGUUGUCGAAACCCAUGGUUCAGCAAAAAAUUUACCUCGAUCCUGCACUUCAAGACUCAGCCCAGGACUUUGCUUCUUCCCACAAUAUGUGGUAUCACAAAUCACGACCCCAAUUUUCUUUGUAAAUGCAGCCUAUGACUCAUGGCAGAUAAAAAACAUUUUGGCACCGGGUGUUGCUGAUCCCCACGGCCGCUGGCAUAGCUGCAAGCUUGAUAUAAACAACUGCUCACCCGAUCAACUUGGGAUGAUGCAAGGUUUCAGGCAGGAUUUUCUGAAGGCAUUGACCGUGCUGGGCAACACUUCGUUGAAAGGAAUGUUUAUAGACUCUUGCUAUGCCCACUGCCAAACAGAAAUGCAGGAGACAUGGUUAAGAAGUGACUCUCCAGUGCUACACAACAAAACAAUUGCAAAAGCUGUAGGAGACUGGUACUUUGAUCGAAGUCCCUUCCAUCAGAUUGAUUGCCCCUACCCUUGCAACCCCACUUGUCACAACCGUGUUUUCGAGCCAGACCACCCUACAAAAAAUGCAACAAAUGCGCCAAAUUCAACAAAUGGAACUUCUUCUAAUACAUCAUCAGCGAGGAGGGUCAGCUUUCCAAAUUUAUCAAAGGAGGCACAAUGGACUGGGCAUUUGUGCAUAAAACAUGGGAUAAGUGGGCUUCUACUAGCAUUGGUUCUUCUGGUCAACCUUUAAAAGCUGCUUUGCUGAUAAAUUAUGACCCAUAUGGACCAUCGCGCCUAUUGUCUACCAUUGCUGAACAAGAAGGAAUCAAAGCCAAUCCCAUCGAAUUGAAUCACUUUGUUGACUACGUUAAACGUAACAAACUCCAGACAGAAAGCUUCAUUAUUGGUCCCAAUCAAUGUAUGAAGGUUCCAUUGGU